UGGAUUUACCAAAGGGAAAUGUUGUCUGAAUAAUCCGUGGAUCUGUGACCCGGGGGAUCCAGUGGGUGUGGGAUGGGCUCUGGAAGGCUUUCGGUCAGGUCCCACGCAGGAAGCUGCUGAGGAAGGUCGGAGCAUUUGAAGUCGGGGUUGGGACGGGGAGUAAGACUGGGAAUAAUCGGCUCCUUCCUGGUGCCAGGCAACGCUUCAGGUCAUCCGUCUGUCAGCGGUUCCUCUCCCCCCAGACGCUGCCCGACCUGCCGGCUGUUUCCAGAAUGUUCUGCCUGUGGCAGUGGGAGGGUUUGUCCGCCUGUUGUGUCUGGGACCGACCUGUGUCACCGGGCCGCCCCGCCGGGAGUGGCUGGGCUUGAGGGCGGCUCUCCGGCGCCAGGUGUGUCCGGAGCCGCCUCCGGCUGCGGGGAGAGGGAGACCGCCCGCCUGCGGCAACCGGUGGCCUGACACCAUGUCAGGGACCGGCCGGCGGCCGCUCGCCGUCGCCCCGCUGCCGGCACUCGCUCUCCUCACCCUGGUCGCCACCCCUGAGGAGGUCCCUGCGAGUCCCCGGUGCUGAGACCCCGGGAGCCCGUUGUCGGCACUGAGGGUGGUCGGUGCGGGGUCGCUUCCGAUGCGCUGUUCGAAGACACGGUGCAGAAGUGGUGGCGGUAUCGCAAUGAGUGCUUGGAGAACGUGUUGUACCAGGACGAUCGGUUAACAGGUGUUUUCUGCCGCCGCUCCUUCGACAUGCACGUUUGCUGGCCCGACGGUUUACCUGGGACCUGGGUGAAUGUUUCCUGCCCUUGGUACAUCCCAUGGAUUGACAGAGUGGGUAACGGCUCCGCCUUCAGAUACUGCACACAGACCGGCUCCUGGCUGAUGGACAAUGUGACCAACCAGCCCUGGGUUGACCACUCUGCAUGUGACGAAGAUGAUGCAUUUCUACGGCAACAGGUGCUGAAGCGCCGGGUCCUGAGCUCCUUCCGCUGGGUCUACACGGCCGGUUACUCCCUGAGCCUCCUCUCCCUCCUCGGUGCCAGUCUCAUCCUCAUCUCCUUCAGGAAGCUGCACUGCACCAGGAACUACAUCCAUCUGAACCUGUUCGCCGCCUUCACCCUGCGGGCCGCCGCCGUCCUGCUCAAAGAUUCCUUCACCGACCGUCUGCAGUCGGACCCUCCGGAGCCGCGGGUCGGGGGGUCGCUCACGCACGUGCUAGCGUGUCGCGCUGCCCAGGUGUUCCUCCACUACAGUGUGGCCUGCACCUAUCACUGGUUGCUGGUCGAGGGCCUCUUCCUCUACGUCCUGCUCGUGGUGUCCGUCUUCUCGGAGCAGAAGAGUUUCCGGGCCUACCUGCUGAUCGGCUGGGGUGUGCCGCUGCUGUUCAUCUCGCCCUGGAUCACUGUCAAAUAUUUACUGGAAAAUUCGGGGUGCUGGAGGCAGAACAAGAACAUGUCCUUCUGGUGGAUUGUCCGGUCACCGCUGUUACUCAUCAUCACUAUCAAUUUUGUGAUCUUCACCCGGAUAAUGAUUCUACUCAUCUCCAAGAUGAGGUCCCAUCAGGCGCACGACGCGGCCUGGAGAAAUCGUCUAACCAAAUCAACACUAAUUCUAAUCCCUCUGUUGGGUGUCCAUGAAAUUCUGUUUGCUUUUGUCACGGACGAGAAUGCUGAAGGAACACUGCGGUACAUCAAGCUGUUCGUGGAGCUCUUCUUUGGUUCCAUUCAGGGUAUGUUGGUGGCUGUCCUGUAUUGUUUUAUUAACGGAGAGGUCCAACAUGAAUUGAGGAAGAAGCUGCAGCGGUGGAGAACGAAGAAGAACUUGAGAAAGUCUCAUCACCGAAACGGCAGCGGCCAGAGGGAGAAGGUGGACAGCACUGAACAGGAUGUGGAGAUGGGCACCAGAGACGACCUUGAAUCUCCCAAUACCGAUGAAGGUCUCCUCAAUACCCUAAGUUCCCACCAGGGCUUAAAUUCAGAGAUAAUGGAGCUCCCACAUCAGGCCCCCGAGCUCAUACUCAAUCCCAGUACCUAGGAAUGGUGAUGGGCACUGGGACUGCACACUCUGCACCAACACUUUAAAGGUAAAACCACUGAGUGUGACAUCCUUCCCUGAGCAGGACAGAGCAAGUGGGCAAGGGAGGAACAGUGAAAGAGAGUAAAGCCAGACUUUGUUCCUUUACAGAUGUGUCUCUUGCAGCACUGCUGAUGAGUUUGGAAUGGCCCUGGCCCAGGAGUACUAUUGGAAGUCCUUUGGUAUUUAUCAUGUGGGCCAUCAGCAUUAGUAACUGGGGGAGAAUGAACUAUCAGCCAACAUUAACUAUAUCACAGGCUCCAUCAGACAUUCUGUCAGUACACAGGGUCAAACCAUGAGAAGAUUCUGCAGGAAUGCAAGAUAUAAUAUGCAGCACUCUGAAGAAUGCCACGGAAGCUCAGAGUAGAUACCACACUGUGGAGAGUUACCCGACACGACGCUUUCAGUUGCUGGAAGCUCACUUCCAGCAUGUAGUGAAAAGUAUAAGAUACAUUCAUCACUAUCCAUACAGGGAGGUUAAACACAGACAUGAAAUUAUUUAGCUUUAUGAAAAGUCAAAAAAAUUUUUCACAAGGGAAGGCUUUUUAACCACAUCAGUGUACAGGUUGUGGUAAAAAUGAGGUUACAUAUCUGAAUAUUAAAUAUUAAUAAAAUGUGUUAAAUAAUG
Molecule: messenger RNA, 2689 nt
Organism: Pristis pectinata (smalltooth sawfish)
Lineage: Eukaryota; Metazoa; Chordata; Chondrichthyes; Rhinopristiformes; Pristidae
Product: glucagon-like peptide 1 receptor
Exons: 14
Coding region: 739-2022 (427 amino acids)
Biological process (GO): cell surface receptor signaling pathway; adenylate cyclase-modulating G protein-coupled receptor signaling pathway
Cellular component (GO): plasma membrane
Molecular function (GO): glucagon receptor activity; peptide hormone binding
Source: RefSeq, a predicted model, not a curated record